Messenger RNA from Oryctolagus cuniculus (rabbit), 5115 nucleotides. It is a transcript of the gene ALDH5A1, whose product is annotated as aldehyde dehydrogenase 5 family member A1. Gene Ontology annotation, biological process: GABA catabolic process. Gene Ontology annotation, molecular function: succinate-semialdehyde dehydrogenase (NAD+) activity. The record is from RefSeq and is a predicted model, not a curated record. Gene Ontology annotation, cellular component: mitochondrion. Lineage: Eukaryota; Metazoa; Chordata; Mammalia; Lagomorpha; Leporidae.
GCGCGUAGCGCUCCAGCUCGGCGGUGCAGCUCGCUAGGGGCGGGAAGAGGGCGCUGCUCAGCAUCCCCGCCUCCCCGGCGCCCGCGCUCCCGGGCGCGCACCCGCCUGCCUGUCUCCUGCCGCCGUCACCGCCGCCGCCCGCACCAUGGCGACCUGCUCCUGGCUGCGGUGCCGCUGGGCCCCGCGCCUCCGCCCCCGCGCCGGCUGCCGGCGGCCCGUAGCCAGUUUGGUCCAGCUCCGCUGCUACGCCCGGGGGCUGGCCGGCCUCUCCGCCGGGCUGCUGCGUACCGACAGCUUCGUGGGCGGCCGCUGGCUCCCGGCCGCCGCCACCUUCCCGGUGCACGACCCUGCCAGCGGCGCCGCGCUGGGCUCGGUGGCCGACUGCGGGGUGCCCGAGGCCCGCGCCGCGGUGCGCGCCGCCUACGAAGCUUUCCGCAGCUGGAGGGGGGUCUCGGCCAAGGAGAGGAGUGCGCUCCUUCGGAACUGGUACGAUUUAAUGAUACAGAAUAAGGACGACCUUGCCAAAGUCAUCACCGCUGAGAGCGGGAAGCCACUGAAGGAGGCGCAGGGAGAAAUUCUCUACUCGGCCCAUUUCCUGGAGUGGUUUUCCGAGGAAGCCCGGCGCAUUUACGGCGACAUCAUCGCUACUCCCACCAAGGGGAGGCGGGCCCUGGUCCUCAAGCAGCCCAUAGGUGUGGCCGCGGUCAUCACACCGUGGAACUUCCCCAGCGCCAUGAUCACCCGCAAGGUGGGGGCCGCCCUGGCAGCUGGCUGCACUGUGGUGGUGAAACCUGCCGAGGACACGCCCUUCUCUGCCCUGGCCCUGGCCGAGCUUGCAAACCAGGCGGGAAUUCCUCCAGGCGUGUACAACGUCAUUCCCUGCUCUCGGAAUAAGGCCAAGGAAGUGGGGGAAGUUCUUUGCACUGACCCUCUGGUGUCCAAAAUCUCCUUUACUGGCUCGACCGCCACGGGAAAGAUCCUCCUGCGCCACGCAGCCAGCUCUGUGAAGAGGGUCUCCAUGGAGCUGGGCGGCCUUGCUCCCUUCAUUGUAUUUGACAGCGCCAACGUGGAGCAGGCUGUAGCAGGGGCCAUGGCAUCGAAAUUUAGGAACGCUGGCCAGACUUGCGUUUGCUCAAACCGAUUCCUGGUGCAGAGGGGGAUUCAUGAUUCCUUUGUGAGCAAAUUUGCUGAAGCAAUGAAGACAACUCUGCGUGUAGGGCAUGGAUUUGAGGAGGGAACCACGCAAGGCCCGCUAAUUAAUGAAAAAGCAGUAGAAAAGGUGGAGAAACAGGUGAAUGAUGCCGUUUCUAAGGGGGCCACCAUUGUGACAGGCGGGAAGCGGCACCACCUGGGGAGAAACUUCUUCGAGCCCACCCUGCUCAGCAGUGUCACCCAGGACAUGCUCUGCUCCCGGGAAGAGACUUUCGGGCCCCUGGCGCCAGUUAUCAAGUUUGAUACUGAAGAGGAGGCCAUAGCCAUCGCCAAUGCCACUGAUGUGGGGUUAGCAGGUUAUUUCUACUCUCAAGACCCAGCGCAGAUCUGGAGAGUGGCCGAGCAGCUGGAGGUGGGCAUGGUCGGCGUCAACGAAGGCCUCAUUUCCUCCGUGGAGUGCCCUUUCGGGGGGGUGAAGCAGUCUGGCCUCGGCCGGGAGGGCUCCAAGUACGGCAUUGACGAGUACCUGGAGGUCAAGUACGUGUGUCACGGGGGCUUGUAGGAGUCCUCGGUCCCCUGGAAAAUAAAGAGGGAGGCUUGCCCGCACGAACGGGGAGCUGCCACCUGUUUUGUGAAACCGUAGGUUCUCGGAAUGAUGACUUUUUUAGAACUCAUCCAGUCCCUGUAAUCUGAAGCAGAUGCAGAUCCUACCCCUGCCCUCUCCCAACAAGGGGCCGACGCACGCAGCGUGCCCACGGCUGGGCUCUCCAGGAUGGCCAGCACAGGGUUCCUAGAAAGACGCCCUGGGCCCGUGGCACCACCCCAUCCAUCUCUAGAGCAAGGGUUGGCCCCACAUGUGGGCCCUGGGGCUUUGAGAGACUCCCCGGGCACGGCUGAGGGCUGGGGCGGGGGCACGGCCAGCUCACCACUAAGGCUAGGCAGGGUGUGUGCAGAGGUGUCUCUGCAGGGGCUAAGUCAGGCUUUUGUUUAGCCACUUCUGAAAGAGCACAGAGCUGCUGUGGGGAGCGAAGCGGUGCCUCGCCCGGUUUCUGGACCACUCUUCCAUUUGAAGUCUUCAUCAUCCUAAAGUGUCUGCUUUGGAGUUCAUUGAGGGCCUGAGCGUAAUCAUAGAGAGCAGAAGUAGCCUGGUAGUAAGGCAGGCGCAGGGGGACCCUGCCUGGCCCCUUCCCUGGGCAGCCCUGUCACUGUGGUCCCACCACUCAGCACCUCCCACCCCAUGUGGGCGGUGACCAUCCUCCAUAGGCCUUAUUCAGCCUCAGAUGGGGAUCCUGUGUCGGGAAGGGAGCCAUCGUUGCUAUGAGCCGUGCCACCCAGAUGCCCUGCACACGUCAGCAGGGGCCUUGCCGCCGAGGGAAGCCAGGCCCACCUGCCCGCCGGCUGUAUGCGGCCUGCUGUGCACUGGGGGUGGAGCUGCCCCUUCACCUGUGCUCACCACAGCAGCCCCAAAAGGAAAAGGAUUUCCAUAAUUGCCAGUCCACCCUGCGGAAGGGGCAUGGAGCCUUGCAUUUCAGGCAGCGUUAAUCUAAAAUUUGUGGACAGUUCAGCAGGCAAACAACACACAAGACACAAAAACUCCAUGACAGUGUUGGCUCUUACUCUUAAAUAAAACCUCUAAGAAAGUCCGAGGCUCCUCCAGACAUGUCACCCAUGCCCACGGGGAUAAAGGCCGAUCCUGGCCACAGGGGCACAGAGGAAGCUCCCUCCUCUUCCCCAGUCUCAGUGUGUAGACCCCACUCUCAUUCCGUGGAUGUGCCACGUAGCGGGUGAAAGUAGUGCUGGUGGCCAGCGCCGCGGCUCACUAGGCUAAUCCUCCGCCUUGCGGUGCCGGCACACCGGGUUCUAGUCCCGGUCGGGGCGCCGGAUUCUGUCCCGGUUGCCCCUCUUCCAGGCCAGCUCUCUGCUGUGGCCAGGGAGUGCAGUGGAGGAUGGCCCAAGUGCUUGGGCCCUGCACCCCAUGGGAGACCAGGAAAAAGCACCUGGCUCCUGGCUCCUGCCAUCGGAUCAGCGCGGUGCGCCGGCCACAGCGCGCCGGCCGCGGCGGCCAUUGGAGGGUGAACCAACGGCAGAGGAAGACCUUUCUCUCUGUCUCUCUCUCACUGUCCGCUCUGCCUGUCAAAAAAAAAAAAAGAAAAAGAAAGUAGUGCUGGCUACAAUCACCCCUGAGCCCCACACAGCACUGAGCAGCCCUCCAUGAGCCACUGGGGAGCUGGCUGAGUAGCUGACGGCACACAGGGGCACCUCCAGGCUGGCGCUGGCUUCCCUGAGGCCUGGCUUACACCAGCUGAUCACCAAGGUCAAGGGAGAGGGGAGCAGACACCUGCCUGCUGGUGACACCACCCAGCACUGGCAGGGGUCCCAUCCCUGCCAUGAUGACACUCAAUUUCUAUUCUACUGGUGUCAUCCUUGGGUGGCUUUUAAUCUAAGUACUUGAAAUCUGGGUGUGUCCAUUUUCUUCUAUUAAGAAUACAGAAUUUCAGGCAUUAGUUUUUAAAGUCAGACAGCCAUGCUAAGCUGUGUAGAAGAUAUUUUUCAAACAUAUUUUUUGACUUUGGAACAGAGUCCUUACUUUGGUGACCAAUUUUAAGUUUUCCUGCAUAUUUUGUUUUCUAGAUAAAUUUAGGGCCAGAGGCUCAAGGCCAUAGCCUUGAUCAAUUCUGUAAUUAAAACUUGGAAAGGAAACAGCUUAUUGUUUAAUAAAAUGUUCCCCGGUGGUGGGAAGACAGAGAAGUGUUUUUAAGUUGAACUUUUUUGGUUAUUUUUCAAUAAGGUAACCAUUUGUGUUAGAUGGGAUUUACAUACACACACACACACACACACAAAAUGGAAAAGGAUCAUGAGACCAUGGUUUGACAACUACAUCACACACACAGGCCAGGUCUGACCUGCACCUGGUGUUGUCCAACACGAUAGCUAUGAACUGUGCUAUUUUCAAAUGGUUAGAAAAAGAACAAGACAGUGCUUUAUGAUACAUGAGAAUUCUAUGAAAUUCAGAUUCCAGGCUCCAUAAGUAAAACGGUAUUGGAAUACAGCCACACCCUGGGUCACACCAGCUGACCACCAAGGUCAAAGGCAGAAAUCCAGCACUAGUGACACUGCCCUUGGGUGACUGUCAGUCCAGGGAGGUGGAUUCGGGAGUGUCCAUCUUCUCACAUGACACUGCUUGGCAGAGUUGGACAAGAGCAGCAGUGUGGCCUGCAAAGCCUAAAAUAUUUACUGUUUGGCUCCUUAAAGGCAAAGUUUGCCAGCCUCCGGUCUAGACCAGGAGGGAGAGAGCAACCUGUCCACGACUGCUGGGCAGUACUUUGUGUCCUGAGCACCUGUGUAGCAACAGGGCUACCCUGGGGUCUCAGCAGGAACUGCUCAGCCAUCGCCACGCGACUCACAUCAAACCACCCAAACAACAAGUCUGUGGGCCUUAAAGAAGCGCUUUUCAAACUGGGUCCCGGCGAGACAGGGCUUAUGGAAAGCUGAUCUGCAUCUGUUUCCCGACCAUGUGAGUGUUUUUAAGUAGAUUUUACUUGAAGUGCUGUUUCUCUCUGUGUGUCUGCCUUCAUGCUUACGGUGAGACUCCGUGAAAACAAAGACGAGAAGCACAAUGUAAAUUACUGUCAGCCGACACUCUGAACCUGACAUUGUGCCACGUGACUUUUCUCUCUGAACGCUGGAUCCUAGUGUUUUACUUACCCAAGUGCGGCUAUAUUUGGUAGCAUUUUACUUGAAUAAAAUAAAUGCUGUGAUUGUUUCAUGCUAUACUUUGGGGGAUAAAACUUGGCAUAAGUGUAGCAGGAAACAUAGGAACACUUUGCUUUUUUAAGCAUGUGCACAUGACUUAUUUUUCUAGUUUUUGAUGGUCGUGUAUAUCAAUGUAUCAUCAGCAGAUCCUAUCUAUGUGUGUGUCAUUAAUAAACGAUCAAUUAACAGAAUUUCCUGUUCCUGGGUUAA